AUGCCGUUCAUCGUCACGGCGGGCGUGAGGAAGAGAGACGAUGCCCAGACACGCAAGCUCAUCAGGAGCCAUGUGAUGUUAGGAAAGAACCUGGGCAAAUCUCGACGGGCCAAGCCCAAGGAUCCCCUGCCCCGGGAUGCUGAGCCUAGCUGGGACUCCUCCGGUGGCGGCGAGGCAACAACACAGCAAUCGUCCUCGAUUAUCCCGAAAAAGGUUGGGUCAGAGUGGUCGUUCACCCAGCUGGCAGCCGAAAUCGAGCCGUCUGCAAUCGCGGAUAUCUUGACCUAUUCUUCUCUCGCACGGCAAGCGACUAUUCCAUUGGAGCAAUGCAUUGCUUUCGACAGGAAAGACAGAGUCCUCGUUGGCCCUAUGGCGUCCGAUGCUGCCUUCCUUCAUGCCACUGCGCUGGGAACUCAUGCAUACAUCGAACUAAUGCGAGGACGUGAAGAUCACAAUGCCCUUCAAAUUACCUCACCACACUUCUCCAAGGCGCUCCAGCUUCUCCGCGAGCGACUCGACUCGACAGACGAGGACCUGAAAAUUGCCAAUCCUACCAUGAUGGUGGUCAUUGCUCUUGCACUUCACGCUCGUAUGAUUGGCGACUAUGACACAGCAAAGCAUCACAUGGAAGGCCUUCGCAUGAUGAUCAAUCUCAGAGGAGGAAUCGCCGCCAUUGCUCCUAAGAUCAGGCUGGCAAUGGAAAUCUAUAGAUGCGAUAUAGGGCUAGCGAUCGAAACCGGUGCCAGGCCUACUUUCUUCUCGACUAGCUCUUCUGGUGAGCCCUUCAGGCCAUUUCCAGACCAGAUGUCCGAGUCCAUGCCAAAGUCAAACGGUACGGUGACUUGCUGGCCUUACUCGGAGCAAUUUCUCAGCGCACUCGAUGAAGAGCUGGCUACGGUCUGGAGAGCCAUGAAGGGAUUUUGCCUACAGAUCAACCGCGCGGCCAGGACCAAACGCAAGCUUUCUGAAGAAAUUCUGCCCGAAGCAACUGCUUCGGUCAUGUAUCGCCUUCUCCAUAUGAGCUUUUCGACCGGUUCUCUUGAGGCAGCCAUCCGGCUCGGAUUAUUAGCCUUCUCCUCACAGGUCUUCUUGCAACUGCCGGACUUCAGGGUAAGAAGGACAUCUUUGUCCGCUGCCUACGAAGAGAGUCUUGUUGGUCUCGACAUCCUCGAAGAACAGUGGCCGCCACUAUUGCUUUGGCUUCUUAUAGUCGGUGGUGUUGCAGUGAUCGAUGAACCUGGUAGUGUUUGGCUGAAACUUAGAUUGAAAUCAGCCAUUGAACGAUGUGGAGUUGUCUUAUGGGACGAUUUCCGGGAUAUGAUGGACUCGUUCAUGUGGAUUGGUUUGGUCUUCGAUCAAGCCGCAAAGGGCGUCUUCUACUCUGCGCUAUCUUCAUUAGACACGCUGAGAGUCGGAAGUGCAUCGACUGAUUCACAGGGAUAG
Messenger RNA from Fonsecaea multimorphosa CBS 102226, 1443 nucleotides. RefSeq lists its product as uncharacterized. Bases 1 to 1443 code for a protein of 480 amino acids. The transcript is spliced from 3 exons. NCBI's taxonomy places the organism in Eukaryota, Fungi, Ascomycota, Eurotiomycetes, Chaetothyriales, Herpotrichiellaceae. The record is from RefSeq and is a predicted model, not a curated record.